UGCAUUUUGGAAUUUAGAAACCGGAAGGAAUUUCUGAAGUGCCUCACUCCAAACGACUGCAAUAGUGCACUAUCUAGCAGGAAACUCCUGGCGGUGGCGAGUGGUGAGUGGCGAGUGCAAAACGCCGUCUUCUGAUGUUUCGUGCCCUAACAACCCGCCGACGUGUUGCCACCCGCCUCUUUUCCUCCUCUCGAACUUCCUCAGGUGGCAUCUGCUUCGCUACUUCGUCUGCCGAUGCUGUCGCCGUUGGUGCCGAGACGGGUCUUUAUGGCCUCGAUGUACUCAAGACCGCCAAAGGCUUCCGUCGAUUCGUCGACGAGGCUAUCAGUCGAUCCGGAGAGCUCGUCUCCUACAUCUCUCAGUUGCCACCUUCGAUGGAGGUUAUCCGGGCAAUGGACGAAAUCUCUGAUACCGUCUGCUCGGUUAUUGAUUCCGCAGAACUGUGUCGGAACACCCAUCCUGACAGGGAAUAUGUGGAGGAAGCAAACAAGGCAUCAAUGAGAAUAAAUGAAUAUCUCCAUUUCCUAAAUACAAAUAAUAGUUUGUACACUGCAAUAGUGAAAGUUGAGCAUGGAGGUGCUCUACAUACGGAAGAAGCUCAAAGGGCAGCACAUGCCUUGCGUGUUGACUUUGAAAAUGGUGGCAUCCAUCUUUCUGACGAGAAACUGCGACGAAUCAAUAAAUUGAAAAUAGAGAUAGCUAAGUUGGGUAAAGAGUUCAAUGAAAACAUUAUACUUGAUCCAGGUUCUGUUGACAUAUUUCCAGCUUCACGCAUACCUAAAAAUAUUCAACAUCUUUGUAGAACCAUAUAUAGGCCAGUUCCUUCAGAUGGAUCUUCUAAAUCAUGGAUUACAAGAAAAGAGAAGGGCUAUCGAAUCACUACAGACUCCAGUACUUUAUCCUCAAUUUUGAAAUGGGUGUCAGAUGCUGGGGUAAGAAAACAAUCAUACAUGAAGGGAAAUUCCAUGCCACAUGCAAAUCUUGAUGUUCUCAAUAAACUUAUAAAUGCUCGUCAUGAACUGGCACAGAUAAUGGAAUAUAAAUCUUAUGCUGACUUUGCAAUUCGUCCUAACAUGGCUGGGUCACCUGACGUUGCUAUGUCAUUUUUGCUUGAUUUGAGCAAACAUGUGAGAUGCAAAGCUGAUGAGGAGUUCAAUGUAAUACGAGAAUGCAAGAGACAAUACUUGAAUGACAGAAAUGCAGAUUUGGAGCCAUGGGAUGAGGCAUACUUUGUAGGAAUGGUGAAAUCUUCUGCAUACAGCUUGGACUCGUCAGUCAUUGCAUCAUAUUUCUCAUUGUCUCGGUGCCUUGAGGGAUUGAAAAUGUUAGUUGAAUCGUUAUUUGGGGCAACAUUUUGCCAAGUUCCAAUGAUGCCAGGGGAAUGCUGGCAUCCAGAUGUAGUGAAGCUAUCUCUUCAUCAUCCUCAGGAGGGUGGUUUAGGUUUCAUGUAUCUGGAUCUUUAUUCCAGGAAGGGCAAAUAUUCUGGCUGUGCACACUUUGCUAUAAGAGGAGGGCGCCUGAUAUCCAAGUCAGAAUACCAGCUUCCUGUUGUUGCUUUGGUUUGUGAUUUCAUAGGUUCACCUGGAUCAUUAACUUCAAGGCUCAACCACUAUGAGGUUGAAACUCUUUUUCACGAGUUUGGUCAUGCUCUUCAUUCUCUUCUCUCGAGAACGGAUUAUCAGCAUUUCUCUGGUACCAGAGUUGUUCUUGAUAUUGCUGAGAUACCUUCAAUCCUUUUUGAGUAA
Molecule: messenger RNA, 1745 nt
Organism: Zingiber officinale
Lineage: Eukaryota; Viridiplantae; Streptophyta; Magnoliopsida; Zingiberales; Zingiberaceae
Product: mitochondrial intermediate peptidase, mitochondrial-like
Exons: 14
Coding region: 135-1745 (536 amino acids)
Biological process (GO): peptide metabolic process; proteolysis
Molecular function (GO): metalloendopeptidase activity
Source: RefSeq, a predicted model, not a curated record